This is a messenger RNA of Spodoptera littoralis (African cotton leafworm), 396 nucleotides long. Lineage: Eukaryota; Metazoa; Arthropoda; Insecta; Lepidoptera; Noctuidae. The record is from the annotation of a GenBank genome assembly.
AUGCAGAAGUGUAACGACGAUAAUAUACCUUUAGCAGACGACGACCCACAAGUGAUAAUUAACGAUGAAAUAGAAAACAACCAUUUAGAUCAUGGUCGUUCAAUGGACUCAUUGCCGAGUUCCUACACUGGUGGUUCCUCAAGCCCUGGCCUUAAUGGGCCACCUAGUUUCGAGCCAGAUUCCGGAAUUGAUGAACAGGAAGAAAAGGCCCGUCUUAUAUCACAAGUGUUGGAAUUGCAGAAUACGCUAGAUGAUCUGUCACAGAGGGUGGAUUCAGUAAAAGAAGAAAAUUUAAAACUUCGCUCAGAGAACCAAGUCUUAGGACAGUACAUUGAGAACUUAAUGUCGGCUUCAUCAGUUUUCCAAUCCACCACACCUAAUAUUGGCAAGAAGUAA